AUGGCGGCAAGUUUAAAUGAGUUGCUUGAGAAGAGGCGAAUCACCAGAGGUCGCUUCACAAAAUAUAUCACUGUGACAGAUACAGCUGCUAAGGAAGCUGAAACACUUGUUGCUGAUGAUGAGUCUAAUGAAAAAGAUGUGCAUAUAGCGAUACGUACAGCUCUUUCUUCAUUCAAAAGGGUUGAGGAAGUUUAUGGGGAGUUAUCAGGAGUGCAGGAUCAAAUAGAUUAUCAUGCAGACAAUGAUGCUCGCCUAAAAGCGGUGAAAGAUGAUGAUGGUGAGGUGAGAUACCUCAAAGCGUACAAUCAUAUGUGUGCUUCGAUACAAGGGUUAGAGGCAUGUUUAUCACCUGUGCAGGAAGCAAGUGAAGCAUCCGGAAAAUCUGCUAAAUCUGAGUUCAGCCCGGAAAUGUUUGCAGAAAGCUUGUCAAAGGCUCUCGCCGGAGUGAGCACUGGCGUUUCUGAGACACAACUAGAAGAAAUUCUUUCUACGCUGACGCACAAGAAGCGAGUUAUUCAGAUCCCAAAAUUCAAGGGCGAUACUGAGCUAUUUGAUCAAUGGCGAGAUCUUGUGGGUGCAGAGGUUAGAAAACCUGGGUACAGUGACGUCGAGAAGACUCAUGUUGUAAUUUCAUUACUCGAUGGAGAGGUAGCAAAGUUGGUGUCUGGUUUGAAAGACCCAAGCUACGAAGAAAUAAUCGAGUUCUUAGAGAAUCGUUACGGAGAUGUGUUAGCUCGCAUUGAGAAGGCUGUCAAUGAGAUAGCUAGUGUUCCAGUUGUAAAAAGUCCCACAGUUCGAGAGUUGGAUCCUGUGCUGAACACACUGGUGGCAAACUGGAAUUACAUUAAGAAGAGGACACACGAUGACCCAGAGCUCAUCCGAUCUAGUUGGAUUCUCACUGCGUUAGUAAGGAGGAAGAUGCCGAAGAGUUUGGUGAGAAAGUGGGACAGCGAACGAAUCAAAGAAGAAAAGAGAACGACAGCUCCGUCCAACCUUCCAAUUCGAAUUGACGACUUGAUCGAGAAGAUCCAAGAUGCAGUGAAGGUUGCUAGAAGGUCAGAGUCCCUUCCAAACGAUCCAAAAAAGGAAAGAUCAUUUGAAAGGCGUCCAUCUGGCCACGCCUUGAAUGUGACCCCACAAACACAGGAGAGUACCGAAAGUCGGUGUGUCUUUUGUGAUAAUGCACACCAAUCCUAUUCGUGUCCGUCCGUUUCCAAGAUGCGUGUUGAGGAGAGAUGCGAGCGUGUGAAAGCAGCAAGGGCUUGCUUCAAUUGCUUGUCGAGAUUCCACAUGGUAAAAACAUGUCGAUCUAGGGGAUGCAAAUCGUGUAAGAAGAAUCACCAUACUUUGCUCCACUUCGAGAAAAGAAGUGGAAGUGACAACGCUGCGAGAAGUAAUGUAUCAGGUUCUUCUAACCUUACAUCAAAGGUACUACAUCAGAACAAAGUUGAAUCGACUGCAGGACUGGUCAAGUCUACUGGUUCAACGAAUGUCGUCAUGCAGAGCGGCAUAGUCAAACUUGAGUCAAAGUCUAGGGUUGCGGAAGGUCGCGUGUUACUGGACACCGGGAGUGGUGUUACGUUCAUUAGCCGUUCAAUGGCAAAAAGAUUGAAUUUGAGAGGCCCCAAGGUUGAAGGUGAGUUCAUCUUGGCAGGUGGAGAGGUGAUGGCUACCACUACUGAGAAGGUCAAGUUCUAUCUAUCGGGAAUUCUUCCUGGCUGGAAGGGAGAAGUUUUCGAAAUUUCUGCGUACAUUUUGGACAAGCCAAGUGCUCCGAUAAAUGCUGUCAACGUGGAUUUCACCAAGAUGAGUCAUUUGAGGGGUCUACAGCUCGCGGAAAGAUUUCCUGUCCAGGCAAACUCUGAAGUGGAUGUUCUUCUGGGCAUUGAAGACACUCUCAACAUCUUAAAAGAGAAGAGAAUCAGAGGGCCUCCAGGAACGCCCAUGGCACAGAAGACUCACAUAUGCUGGAUCCUAUGUGGGCCGUACUCAACCCAGACCGAAGUCAACCGUACUUAUUGUGUCCACCGCGUCAGCUUCCAAGAACAAAAUGAAACUGAGAUGGCAACCAGUUAUUGGGACCUUGAACACCUGGGCAUUCGUCCUAAUGAGAGUAAGAACUCGACUGAACUUGAGACUUCGGCCUUGGAGCAACACCGAAUGAUGACAACACGAGUAGGAGACCAUUAUGUGACUUGA
Lineus longissimus is the source of this 2199-nucleotide messenger RNA. RefSeq lists its product as uncharacterized. NCBI's taxonomy places the organism in Eukaryota, Metazoa, Nemertea, Pilidiophora, Heteronemertea, Lineidae. The record is from RefSeq and is a predicted model, not a curated record. The coding region runs from base 1 to 2199 and encodes 732 amino acids. The transcript has a single exon.